Molecule: messenger RNA, 908 nt
Organism: Carica papaya (papaya)
Lineage: Eukaryota; Viridiplantae; Streptophyta; Magnoliopsida; Brassicales; Caricaceae
Biological process (GO): regulation of DNA endoreduplication
Cellular component (GO): nucleus
Source: RefSeq, a predicted model, not a curated record
UCCAGGCUUCUUCAAUCUUCUCUGCAAUUCUUCUUCUUCUUCUUCUUGUUUUCUUGUCUGUUAGUUGUGGAAACUGAAUCUUCUUCAAAUAAUUCAAGAGAAUUAUUCUUGACAAUGGGAAUCAAUACCGAAACAUUCCUCUCUGAAAAAGAUCGGGUCAAUGCCCCACUAAGACCCAGUUUAGAUCAUGAGUGCAGCAGUACCCAAACUGCACCAUCAGAAGUUGAUGACAAUCCUGAUCACGAAGAUGAUAAGGUUAAAGGAAGAGCUGAUCAAGAACAAGACCACAAUAAUCAAGAAUUUCGCCAAAAGGAGAAAGAUUACGAGGAAGAUGAAAAAGAAGCCAAGUCUUUAAUGUCAUCGCCGCCGUCGUCGUCGUCGUCAUCUUCUUCUUCUCUGCAAAUAAAAUUGCCAGAAUUCAAGGUUGAAGACGACGAUGAAGAUGGAUUCAAGACUCCGACAUCUUCGGACUGUAGAAUUCCGUUGAUACCCAAAUGCCCGCCGGCCCCGAGAAAGUCCAAGACAAAGAGAAAAGCGGCGGCCAUGCCGGCGAGAGCCAGUUGCGGCCAACAGAGAAUAAAAAUUGAUUUAUCUAGAGAGAUAUUUGAGUCCCUUUUCUCGAUUCGUCAAGAUGAUGAUUACCUCGAUCAACAGAUCAAGAUGGUUAGACAAGAAAAUAUUAUGUGAAAAAAAUAGUUAUGAUCCGUGAUGGUCCGAUUUUCAUUUUUCAUUUCAGGUCAUGGAAAUUAAACUUCCAUGAGACAUUAAUCAGUUUCGCUGAUAAUAUCUUUUUUUUUUUCCUGUAAUUUCUGAUAACAUGGUCUCAUCAGACCCUUUGAUGAUCAGUUUUAAUAUGCCAAAAGUUUGUAGGUACAAAUUUACAAUCUCCUGAAUCUUUUUUUCCCCCA